CAAUACUAGAGUUAAGGUAGGAACACCUUAGAACUACCUAGUAAUUUUUUAUACUUUGCAAUUUAUAGUAGUUUUACAUUGUACUAUUUAUAGGUACAUAAAUAAUAAUGUGUCCCAUUUUUUCAGAUAUUGCAAAAUUAUGCAUCGAUAAAGUCAUCUCACAUAAUGCACAGUAUAUAAAAGGCACAACAUGCAAACCGCAACGUAAAAAAAACAAAGCUUAUCAAGUUGAAAUGAUAACACUACUGUCAACUAUAAAAAAUCAAAACGAACAAAUAUCUGAAUUGUUAAAAGAAACUGCACAACCGGAAAAUUAUCGCCAUGAAUUUCAGUUUCCUAUAAAAAAUGAUGAUGAAUUGAAUGCAAUUGAGCUCGUGCUUAGAAAUGAACCAGGAAAAUAUAUUAAUUUGUUCAAAUACAUAAGAUCUGUCGGUGGACGACAUUUGGCAAACAGAGUAUCAAGAGUAUUAAAAAUACUUAUGCUAGAUACAAUGGCUUCAAAGUAUAAUUAUUUCGGAAAAGGCUCCAAAAGAGCAUUUUCAACAUUACUAUUGGGAAAGUGUGUUAUAGAAGCUAUUGCCAGUUCCACCCCAGACGUGACUGUCAAACAAGUAGAAGAUCAAAUUAAGAUAUGGUUGAAGCAUGCUCCGGAAAGAGCAAGAAAACAGGCUGCGUCCAACUACUUAUAAUGCACCUUAUGUAAUAAAAAGUUUAUAGAGAAAACGAAAUUAGUAUGUGGAAUGGAAUAUAGUGUGUAUUUUCCCUAUUAACUGGAUAUGUAAAACACAUAUCUGACUUUCUUUAUAUGGUACAAAUUAGGAUAUAACAAAUCGUCAUAGUCGUAGAAUACUGACGGAUCUUUAUAUGUAAUAUUUGUCAGAUCCGUCAGUAUUCUACGACUAUGACGAAAUGUAUUUAAGAGUGUUUAUCGGAAGCUUUCCUAAGUGUGUCAAUAUCAAAAAUAAUUAACAAUUUCGAAUAUUUUUGAUUGAUUAUUCAAAAAAGGUUCUGUUAACGAACUGAAAUAUUAUUUAACAAUCCUUUACUAAUAUUAUAAAUGUGAAAGUGAGUUUGUUGCCUCAUAGCGCCUUAACGGCUUAACCUAUCACUAUGAAAUUUGGUAUACACGCACUAUUUGGGACGAAGAAGGAUAAAGGCUACUUUUAUUCCGGUCAGUAAAGAUAUGUCGGUCACGCAGACUACAGUCCCAGGCGUGGGUAAAAGCUAAUAUUCUUAUAAAGGUAUCACUAAAAAUUUUUGAUUUUGGUAGCAAAAUUUAACAAAAACAGUAAUUAAACAGUAUAAAAAAACAGUAUUUGAAAAUUUUCGAAGCAAAAUAUGAAGUAGGUGCAAAGUAGUCUAUGUGUAAUAUUAUCGUUUUAAUUCACCAACAGAACACUUUUUAAUGUAUCUGAAAUAUAAAUAUAUUUUCAUUUUUGUUUUUAUCGAAACUUGAUCCGACACUACCUACCUACAUUCUUUUUACACCUAAAUUCUCACCUCUCUCUCUCUUUAGAGCGUUCUUAACAAAGUGACGCAACAUUUCAAUUAUCUGUCAAUUGUCAAAAAUAAUUGAACAUUUUCUUAUGUUUUCGAUUCUUAUUUAGAGUGCUCUGCUUCUCAUACAUAUGAAACAUAGAAUACGUUCAAACCAGAGGGAGACUUUGUACAAAACUCAUUUCCUUGAGUAACUCUGUCUCAUUCGUAUUUCUACUGUGAAGCAGUUGUUUGAAUGGCUGUGUUUCGGUUUAAAGAGUGGGAUAUGGCAGUGAAUUUACAGGGCACAGAGGCAUAACGCUUUAGUCCUCAGGAAUGGCAACUCAUGGGAGGUAUCAUGGGCGAUACAGAACAUUCUGUUAUGUACAUGGUACUGUUCAUGUCGUUAUUUGCCAUUGUAAGUUGCAUAAAAACAUUGCAUAUUAAUGUACAACUCAAAAAGUUAUACUUACUUCAUAUUUUGUUUUAGAAUUUUUUAAAUACAUUUCUGCCAUCACAAUCCAAAUUUUAGUAAAAACUAUAAUAUUGUCUAAUUAUUGUCGAUUUACUUUGCUAGCAGAGAACUUUUUAAUAAUCAGUCUGAAACUUUGAAAGGUCAUCAAUUGUUUUUAAAAAUUGACCUGUUUGUUCAGUUCACAAUGUCCAGUGCCAUUGUAAAUACACACAUUAUUUUUACUAGAAAUAAUUAAUUUCUUAAAUUUAAGAUAUUGCAAUACUUUGGUUAAAAGAACGUUAUUAAAACUAUGCAUUCGAUUUUAUUAAUAGGGACAAGCGAUUCCUUAUAUCCGAAGUAUAUUCUCUAAACUUAUUUCUUAACCUAAUAUUUUUAUUUGAUAGUAUAGCGAAAUUACUGUUUUAUGAACUUGUAAACCAAAAUUAUAAAAAUUUUGGCUUAAAUCUUUUAGGAAUUUAGUUAAUAAGGUGCUUGUCGGUGUGGUACCAGCAUAGAAUAGACCACUCCAUGCUUUCCUAUGGGUGUCGUUAGAGGCGACUAAAGGAACAUAAUGGUUCAUUGGUUCACAUAAAACAUCACUAAAAUCCUAACUGCGGUUGCCAACCCACAUGCCAAGCGUGGCAACUAUUGGCAAAACUUCCCUUAUGGAGAGGGCUUAUGUUCAGCAGUGGAUGGUUAACGGCUGAAAUCAUGAUGAUGAUGAUGGUCUUAAAACUAAAGACUUCACUGUGAUAUGUACCUCAAAAUAGGCCCCAAUAUUUGAACAAUGAAAAAUUUAUUUAAUGUUAAAAGUUUGGUAAGAACACGUUAUAUUUUAACUGCAUUUGUUUUAUUGUUCUAUAAUUACGUUUAGUUCUUAAUUUUUUUUUUCCUUUUUUGCAUAAUGGUGGAAAUUGCCAUCAUAACUUUGAAUGCCCAAAAAUUAUAUAAAAGAACACGUUCACUUUAAGUCGAUCGUGUCUGGAUAGCUUUUUAUUGUUCAUUGCGGAAAAAAAACAUAACUUUCAAAUGUAUUUUUUUAAACAUUUUUCUAUUAAUAUUGAUCAUGAAUUAUAUCGCCUUGAUUUAUUUCACCAAUAAAAAAAUCAUGCAAAAAAGGGUUAAAUAAAUUUACUUUUUAAAUAAUAUUGUUUAAUACCUUUGUCAGUUGCUACAUUAUAUAGUUUAGGUAUACAGGGUCCUCACUUCUCAAGGUUUGCCUUGAAGAGGUUGUUAUUUAGCGAAAAGGUCGCCUACCGUUGUCUCUUUAUCUUACUUUUAUGUAAGUAAGUUUAUGUAAAUAAUUUUUCAUUUUGUGUACAUAUUAUUAAUAUUAUAUUAGUUUCGCUGAAAAAUUAAAAAGUAUAUUUAAUGUUGAAUACAAGUUUUUGUUUUUCAAAAAACAGAUUCGAUAUUCAAAUUUUUAUAUAAACUCGUUAACCUUGAACAUGAUCCUAACAUAGCAUCGAGUUCAUACUAUCUGUCGAGCUUUGUACAACUCACUUGAUCUUGUCGAUUUGUUUAUAAUAUUUUUAAAAUUAAAAUUAUAAUUAAUUAUUUAGAUAAAAUAAGUGCGGCUAAUUAUCAUAUUGCUUUAUUAAUAUAAACUUUAUGUUUGCAAUGGAUAACUCAAAAACUCCUUGAUUGAUAUAAAAAAAAUUCAUGUAUUGAAAACUACUAAUUAUUAGUGAGUAGUACUUAUUUAAAAAAAAGAUGUGCAAAGCCGGUGGGGGGGGGGGGGGGGGGGUCUUUGGUUUAAUAUAAAUGUGACACUUUCUAAUCUGUUGAACGAUAUUGGUUCUUUUCUAUAUCGAGAAUAUGAAGGUGACGGUUACCAUUUUUAUCAGUUGAACCGUCACUUUUGUCACUGGCUUGUCAUUUUUAAUAUUUUGGUAUUGAAAUAAAUGUUCUUGAUAUGUGAUAAGUAUUUUUAUUUUGUCCAAGGAGUUUCUACUGCGAUAGUUAUGAGAAACAAGAAAUAAUUUUUUUUUUGCAUACCCCACUAGAUGACACUACAUCAAACUCUAACUACGAGUACUCGAUCGAUCUUAGUAAAAAAGGUAAAUAAAUAUAUACAGGCAACUAAUAUCUGUCUGUUAUCUGCUGAUUAUAUUAUAAUUAUGAAAGAUUUUAUACAAUUAAGCGAUGAAUGGAGUUGAAUGAGAUUUGUUAUAUAAAUAGACUACAAUAUUAUCCUAGAUUUAUACAGGAUACUUUUGUCCUAAUUUAGGCGGGUAAAUCCGCGACAUAUAACUAGUAUUAUAUGAUGAUUCCGCAAUGAAGUAAUAAUCGUUUAAUGCAGCCUGAAUUAAUAGAACUGUUACAAAUUGAAAUGAUCCAAUGGUAUGAGUCUUCUAAGAACAGUUUAUUUAUAGACAAGACUAUGUGUGUGUGUUAAUAUAAAUUUGCACCUACUUUUUGACGAUGGAAAACAUUAAUAUAUAUAAGUACAUUCUUCUUUAAGAGCUGUGCUCUUGUUGGUAGAUCUCUUGCCACUCACUGCGAUUUUCAGCGAGUCUCUUCACCUCUUGAUACGACACGACACCAACUCUCUUCCCCUCCUUCCUUCUAUCUUACCUUCUAUAAUAAUGUUCAUAAGUUCGUCGUGCCGUAUCAAGUGUCCCUACUAUUUUUACUUUUUGACCUUAAUUCCAUUAGCAUUCAUUAGAAAUAACAAGAUGAUAGAUUAAGGUAGAGAGAGUAAGAGAAUAGAGUAAGCAGAAGACGAGUCGUAAAUUAUCUGUAGAUAUAUACAUUAGUGCACGUAUAAGAAAAAUCACGAACACGAUGGAACGCCAACUCAUGUAUGCGGUAGCGAU
Molecule: messenger RNA, 4749 nt
Organism: Galleria mellonella (greater wax moth)
Lineage: Eukaryota; Metazoa; Arthropoda; Insecta; Lepidoptera; Pyralidae
Exons: 4
Coding region: 108-689 (193 amino acids)
Source: RefSeq, a predicted model, not a curated record